Messenger RNA from Aspergillus glaucus CBS 516.65, 1590 nucleotides. RefSeq lists its product as uncharacterized. The transcript has 4 exons. Bases 297 to 1562 code for a protein of 421 amino acids. The record is from RefSeq and is a predicted model, not a curated record. NCBI's taxonomy places the organism in Eukaryota, Fungi, Ascomycota, Eurotiomycetes, Eurotiales, Aspergillaceae.
AACUGCCGCAGUCUGGGUCGUGGUCGAGACAUUGUGAAAAUUGAAACGAAAGAGAAGCAAAAAUACGAUCUUAUUUUUUCUGUCUCCGUGCUCUCCUCGGGACUCUGUGCUCCCAUAUAAAAACCGGUCCUUCCUUCAGUCUUCCUUUCUCUGUUCAUCCAUCUUUAUCUAUCCUUGACAUACACGAGACUUUUCCUCCUCUCUUUUUGCAAGACACAGCAUUUGCUAUUCCCUUUUAUAUCAGCAUAAUAGUGUCACUCACUUUCCAGAGGUGAAAUUCCCUGGUAGACGCAGAGAUGUCGCAGAAACCCAUCUUUGUCGUAACCCACCCGCGAGCAUGCUCGACGGCGUUUGAGAGGGUUUUCAUGACCCAACGGAAUAACAUCCAAUGUGUCCAUGAACCCUUUGGCGAUGCCUUUUACUACGGCCCCGAGAGGCUCUCAGAGAGAUUCGAAAACGAUGAACAGGCCCGGAUAGACAGUGGCUUUAGCAAAUCGACAUUCAAGACCGUUUUGGACAGACUUGAUCGUGAAGCUUCUCUUGGCAAGCGAGUCUUCAUCAAGGACAUCAUCCACUACCUCAUCCCUCCCAACGGCCAACCCGCCAGCAUCGCUCCGUCGCUCCAGAAGGUCAAACGUGGCGUAGGCACCCAGGAACAUGCCAAUGGUGAUGCUGCGGCCGUUGACACCAGUCGUGUCAACGGCAAGGCGGAGGGGAACGGCAAGGAGAACGGGGUUACAAAUGGGUCUCAUGCGGAAAAGAGCCCUCGUUCCAGCCACGCAAAGAUUGACAGCGGCGUCGAUCUCUCUGCUGUCCCGGUCGGGAGCAACGUAAAACCCAGUAUGGCCACCAUCAACGAACAGGGAACCAAACCCUACCCCUAUGACACAGAAGCCGAACCGGGCAAUCCCACCGUGAUGCCCACGGAGAUCUGGUCACGUUUCCAUUUUGCCUUCCUUAUCCGUGAUCCUCAUUUCAGUGUGCCUUCGUAUUAUCGUUGCACCAUCCCGCCGCUGACUGAGGUGACUGGGUUCCCCAACUAUGACCCGUCGGAAGCCGGAUACGACGAGGUCCGUCGCAUAUUUGAAUACCUGCGAGAUGUCGGGCUAGUCGGUCCUCACGUCACCACCCAUGACGACGACGAGAGUGCCAACGGCGAAGGUCUCAAGCCGGUUGUCAAUGGAAUCGGCGAGGGGAAGGAGUCCGGCGCAGAAAUUUGCGUAGUCGAUGCGGACGAAAUGCUCCAGAAGCCGGCACCAACUAUCGAAGCGUUCUGCCGUAGCGUGGGACUGGAUUAUGAUCCGAGCUUGUUGGAGUGGGACACGGAUGAGGACCACCAAUUUGCCAAGGAUGCGUUCGAGAAGUGGAGGGGCUUUCACAACGAUGCGAUCGAGUCGAGGGGCCUGACUGCCAAGAAGAAGAAACCGGCCAAAUCCGAAGAGGAAUUCGACGCUGAAUGGCGGGAGAGAUUCGGCGAGGAGGGUGCAGCGAUUAUCCGCAAGACGGUCGACGCCAACAUGCCGGAUUAUCUGUACCUCAAGCAGUUCUCGCUGCGAGUUUAGACGAAGAAACCAGGGGAAGGAGGGGGUG